Molecule: messenger RNA, 1426 nt
Organism: Mugil cephalus (flathead mullet)
Lineage: Eukaryota; Metazoa; Chordata; Actinopteri; Mugiliformes; Mugilidae
Product: ras-related protein Rab-19-like
Exons: 5
Coding region: 185-865 (226 amino acids)
Cellular component (GO): trans-Golgi network
Molecular function (GO): GTP binding; GTPase activity
Source: RefSeq, a predicted model, not a curated record
CUUCUGUGGGCUGAGAUGACGACAGAAACUAGUGAGGGGGUGGAGAACGAGAGAGAAAGAGAGACCGAUUCAGACUCCGAUCAGUAUUCUCGUUCUGUGUGAGCAUCUCACUGCGAUGCCAAUAUAGGAAGCCUGAGGUACGGUGUCCUGUUGCGGAGCUUGAAUAGAAAAUCCAUAUCCCAGGAUGCAGUGGUGUAGGUGGGCCAGCAGCUGGAGGUCACACCUACCUGGGCAGUUUGCGGAGCCGGAUCUUGAGGACUCCUUCGACUUUCUCUUUAAGAUCAUCCUGGUUGGGGACUCGGAUGUUGGGAAGACGUGCAUGGUGCAGCGCUUCAAGUCCGGCAUAUUCAUCGAGAAGCAGCAGAACACCAUAGGGGUCGACUUCACCGUCCGUACUCUGGAUAUAGACGGAAAGAAGGUGAAGAUGCAGGUGUGGGACACAGCGGGACAGGAGCGUUUCCGCACCAUAACCCAGAGCUACUACCGCAGUGCCCACGGGGCGAUGGUGGCCUACGACAUCAGCCGCCGCAGCACGUUUGAGUCGAUCCCCCACUGGAUCCGGGAGGUGGAGCAGUACGGAGCUGCCAGCGUGGUGCUGAUACUCCUCGGUAACAAGUCCGACCUCCACGCUCGGCGGCAGGUGCUGUUCGAGGACGCGUGCACCGUGGCCGAGAACAACGGCGUCCUGGCCGCCCUGGAGACGUCGGCCAAGGACGCGCAGAACGUGGAGGCCGCCUUCAUCCUCAUGGCCCGCGAGCUGCUGGCGCGCAACGACACGACCAUCACGGACGAGGCGCCUCACUUCACGCUGAGUAACAGCUCUCGACCGGUCCGUGGUUCUUUGGAUAAAAAAUGUGCUUGCUGAGAGGACUGAAGCAGGGAUGCAGUGUGUGUGUGUGUGUGUGUGUCUGUUUGGAGGUUUCUUUAUCAAACAAGGAAAUAGAAACUGUUGCAUUAUGUGUGUAUGCGUGUGUGUGAAUAUGUGUUUUAAUAUUUAUACAGUUAGUCAUAUCUGUAAUAUGUGGUUUUUAAAUGGUUUGUUGCUUAUCAAACGUAUUAGUAAUAUUCCUCUGAGGAUAAUGGCUGCUGAAUAUGGUAACAAACCACACCUCUGCUGGAGGACUGUACUUAAACCACGCCACAGUAAACACGACAUCUUAACAGGAUGUGCAACUUCUUUCAGUCUUUUUAAUUGUUCUUCCGCACAGUAUGGCUUUUUCAGUACACAACCACAGCUCCUUCGUUUAAACCUGCAAUUAGAGUCAACAUUUUUUAACCUCAAUUGCAAGAUAAAAUAUUUUUUUUGCUGCACCUGUCAUCUUCCGAAACACAGACUUUAACAUCUAUAACUGCCAUCAUUUCACAGAAAAAUAGCACCCGUUUCCACAGAGACUUACUGUGUAAUGCUUUCACAAACAAAACAAAA